CCACAACCACCACCACAAAAACCACCACAACCACCACCAGAACCACAACCACCACAACAACCACCACAACAACCCCCUACUCACAGCACUUGCCCCUACAGCCUGCUAGAGGCUACACGGGGGAUCUUUGUCUCUGUGUGUUCAUAGCUGCUGCUGCUCACAGCACUUGCCCCUACAGUCUGCUACUACAGGCUACACGGGCAUCUUUGUCUUUGCCUUCAUAGCUGCUGCUGCUGCUACUACAGCCUGCGCGAGGAGCUGCGUGGUCCGUGUGUGUACGCAUUCACCUGACCAAGUACUGAGACUAAAACGACUUCACCGUCUCCAGCAACGCCUUGGAGAAAGUCCUCGCCGGAGGGGUCAGAGGUCAGCGGUUCAGAGGUCACUCUGCCCGACUCCUCCGUCUCCUGCUGCCGACAUCGCGCGUGGGUUCACGAUGGCCAGCUGGAGACUGCUUCAAGCGCAGCUGCUGCUGCUGCUGGGCGCAAGCGGUUGGCCUCGCGCAACCGGCUCCGAGUCCCCGGUGCGGCGGGAGCUGUCGUGCGAGGGUCGUCCCGUCGACCUGCGCUGCCCGGGCAGCUACGUCAUCGCCGUCAGCUCGGCCUUCUACGGCCGCACCGACGGACAGAUCUGCGAGUCCGAGGCGGCCAAGAUGCAGAACACGGCCUGCUUGCAGGUCGAGAGCUUCCACAUCGUGGCUCGGAGGUGCAACAACAGGACGUGGUGCCACGUCGUCGCUGGCAACGAGCUGUUUCCGGACCCCUGUCCCGGGACGUACAAGUACCUGGAGGUUUGGUACAAGUGCGUCCCCUACAUCUUCCCCUGCCCGGGCAGCAUCCGCCUUGUUGGCGAGGCCUUGCACCUCCUGCAGGCGAAGCAGAAGGCCGGCUCGUGGUGCCGCGACCCGCUGCGUGCCGACGGCAAGGUGUACUUCAUGCCGUGGAUGCCCUACCGCACCAAGAGGCUCGUGGAAUACGCCUCCCUCCAGGACAUCGCGGCCAGGCUGCCGCUCACCAACUACCAGCUGCCGCACCGAGUGGACGGCACGGGCUUCGUGGUGUACGACGGAGCCGUGUUCUUUAACAAGGAGCGAACGCGCAGAAUCGUCAAGUUCGACCUGGGCACGCGUGUCAAGAGCGGCGAGGCGGUCGUCCCCAACGCCAACUACUACGACACGUCGCCCUACCGCUGGGGCGGCAAGUCCGACAUCGACCUGGCGGCCGACGAGAACGGCCUGUGGGUCAUCUACGCCACGGAGCAGAACGAGGGGCGCGUGGUAGUGAGCCGCUUCAACCCGUACACGCUGCGCGUCGAGGCCUCUUUUGAGACGGCCUACGACAAGCGCUCGGCCUCCGACGCCUUCAUGGCGUGCGGCGUCCUCUACGUCCUGCGCUCCACUUACGAGGAUGACGGCGACGGAGCGGCGAACGGCACCGCAGGAGGAGGAGGGGUGGGGGGGGGGACGAGCGACCGCAUCGAUUACGUGUACGACACCAACUCGCGACGGGAUGCACGCGUCUCCAUCCCGUUCCCCAACCCGUUCCAGUUCAUCACGUCGGUGCAGUACAACCCGCACGACGGCGCCCUCUACGUGUGGAACAACCACCACGUGCUGCGCUACACGCUGCACUUCGCCCCGCUGGAUCCCACUGCAGUCAAUAUCCUCGACUCAAAGAGCGCACUGGGGGAGCCUGGCUGGAUUGCCUCACCACCUGAAGGGUGGGAAGAAAUAAGCGGGUACGAUGAGUUCCACACGCCCAUUCAGAUGUACCAAGUCUGCCACGUGAUGAAGCCCAACCAGAACAACUGGCUGCGGACUAACUGGAUGAUGCGCGGCGGUGCCCAGCACGUCUUCCUCGAGCUCAAGUUCACGCUGCGCGACUGCAACAGCAUCCCGGGCAUCUCGGGCACGUGCAAGGAGACCUUCAACGUCUACUACCACGAGUCGGACAGCGAGCGCGUGUCCGGCAUCCACGAGAGCCAGUACGUGAAGGUGGACACCAUCGUGGCCGACGAGACCUUCACCGAGAUCGAUCUGGUCGGCCGCAUCAUGAAGCUGAACACGGAGGUGCGUGACGUGGGCCCCCUCGCCAAGAAGGGCUUCCACCUGGCCUUCCAGGAUGUGGGUGCAUGCAUCGCGCUCGUGUCCGUGCGCGUGUACUACAAGCGCUGCCCACGCACCGUGCGCGGCCUGGCCGUCUUCCCCGACACGGUGACAGGCGCCGAAUCUUCCUCGCAUGUCGAGGUGCGCGGGGCAUGCGUCGAGAACUCGGUCGAGGAGGAGGCGCCGCGCAUGUUCUGCAGCGCCGAUGGCAAGUGGCUCAUGCCCGUCGGGAGGUGCGUCUGCGGCCCCGGCUACGAGCAGGCGGUGGAUGGGUGCCAAGGUGUUUUGUGCAGCAGGAAUCUUCACGACGAGUUCGCAAAUAAGUCGGCCGCUCUCGUCUGGCACAGCCACCAAGGGAGGAGGAAGUGGAGGAAGCACCCCAAGUUGGGGUUGCUGCUCCGACAAGCCAACAGCUGCUACCCAAAGUUCAUUUAUUAGGUAGAGCCCUGUGAGCCAUUCGGCUCUUGAAUCGGGUGCAACCGCAACA
Lethenteron reissneri (Far Eastern brook lamprey) is the source of this 2591-nucleotide messenger RNA. RefSeq names its product adhesion G protein-coupled receptor L3-like. Lineage: Eukaryota; Metazoa; Chordata; Hyperoartia; Petromyzontiformes; Petromyzontidae. Gene Ontology annotation, biological process: protein phosphorylation; cell surface receptor protein tyrosine kinase signaling pathway. Gene Ontology annotation, cellular component: membrane. Gene Ontology annotation, molecular function: carbohydrate binding; ATP binding; ephrin receptor activity. The record is from RefSeq and is a predicted model, not a curated record.